UAUAGGUUGUAUUAUGGCCCUGGCAUAUUGUUACGGGCAUGGUGAUGGUGUCAAUGAAAGUCAGGAGAAAUCGUUUGAAUAUCAUCAACUGGCGGCAAAUAAAGGACAUCCCGCUGCUCAGUAUAAUGUUGGUGUUCAUUACUUCGCUGGUAAAGGUGUAACGUUAGAUAUGUCGAAGGCUGCUGAAUCUUUUCAAGCUUCGGCAGAGCAGGGCUUUGAACUUGCACAGAUCAACUUGGGUAACAUGUAUUACAACGGACUUGGACUGAAUAAGGAUCUACACAAAGCAAGGGACUGGUACCGAAAGGCCGCUGAAAGAAACCCAAACGCUAAAGCAUUGCUAGAAGAAGUUGAGAGCGAAUUGGGCGAAACGGACAAUUUAAAACCUACAUAAUGAAAUAUCGUCGUCGCGAUUUCAUAUCCGCCAGUUUAAGGUCAAUUGCGGUUCAAGGUCACGCCUUUUCGGGUGAAAAUGCAGCCUUUCGAAUGAAUUGAGAGCAAUACAUCAAAAUUUACGAUGUCGAGGGAUGUCGAGUAUUAAAUUAGAGGGCAUACAAUGAAGAAUACUUUUGGCAAAUUAUUUGUCGGAGUGCGCGCAAAACGUGAUGGCAUAAGAAUAGUGCGAAUGUCCUUUUAUAUUUUACCAGCAAAAAUGGUAUUCGCAAAUUGAUCAAGGGCAGCCUAAUUUAGUUGUGCAGGUCAACAAGAUGAAUGGUAAAAAAUUUGUGAAUAAAUGAAUAACGACCUAAGCCAUAACAAAAGCAUAUGGCUGCAAGGUACAUAAACGCAAUAAAUGGGAAAUAUUAGAAUGAUUCCAGAGUGAUUCCACUUUUCGAUCGUGAACGCUAACCACAGGAAACCCAAAGAUGUGUGAAGUACUCUAGACAAUAAAAGAAAAUGAAAAAUGAAAAAUCAAUCUGUCGUCAUGAUAUUUUUUCU
Molecule: messenger RNA, 939 nt
Organism: Exaiptasia diaphana
Lineage: Eukaryota; Metazoa; Cnidaria; Anthozoa; Actiniaria; Aiptasiidae
Product: secretory immunoglobulin A-binding protein EsiB
Exons: 3
Coding region: 14-394 (126 amino acids)
Molecular function (GO): protein binding
Source: RefSeq, a predicted model, not a curated record